UAUUCAUGAUGCUUAAGACAGCCGAUAUUUUUGCUCUGGUGACCUUGUCCAUCAUAGCACACAAGUCUCUCUCUGAACCAUCAUGCACURCGUAUAGAUUUGCAGAAACCCCAGGAAUGGAACUACCCAAUCACGUUAUUYUKACRAUGACUAAAAGUUUGAUUGURUUGUGCUGGGAAGAGUGUGUUCAGUUACCAUGGUGCUUCUCAAUYAAUGUYCGUCAAUUAUUCGACGUGUUUUAUGAAUGCGAUUURAACAACUCAACCAUGGGUGCAGCUGGUGGCCUGGAACCUAGGCUGGGUUCAGAAUACCAUGAAAUGGUGGAUGUAAGUGCUGCUAUGUGUGAAGCGAAGGAUUGCAUCAUCAAACAAAUCUUGGAAAAUGGAUGGUACCGCAUUGGUUCCCGAAUGUUAAAGCUGUUUAAAGAAGAGAAAAACUGGACUGAAGCGUCCGAGCACUGCAAGGCAAAUAGUGGAAACCUCACGUCAUUGUCCUCUUCUUUCAAAAAUGGCUUUGUUUAUGACGUUUUGACAAAACCGAUUCAGGCUAAUAUAACAGCACCAGCUCCAAGCACGCACUACUGGGCUCUUGAUGGUCAUGAUAGUGAUAUUAGUCUACAGGUCAAGGGAAAUCCAAAACAAGCCCAAUACAAAACUUACGAUGGCGAAUUAUCACUGUACGUCAACKUAAAAAAUAGCUACGCUGACAUACCAGCAUUCCAGUUUAAUUUGGAAGGCUUUACAUUGGCUUUUAAGUUAAAAAUCGAUAAAUUCGGAGACCAAAAUGUGGGUACAAUUUUGACAGAUACAAUUUCUUCUGAAAAACCUGGCUUCAUUCUUAAUUAUCGAAAACAAGAAAAACGGCUGGAAUUUACGAUGAGCUCUGACGAUGGAAUUUUUCUAAGUUUGAAAACAAAAGCGGCAAGCCCUGUUUCACGGUCAAACUGUCGCCAUAUUGCCAUAACCUGGAACAAAACAAAUGAAAAUGCUGCCAUUGCUGUCAAUGGAAAGGUCAUGAAAGUAAAAGUGGAACUAGAUCGCCAAUCAACAGACUUCAAAAAAUCUACCAGUAAUGUUUAUAGAUUUGGAAUACCUUCAGAUAUCACUAKCAAUCGAAGGCCUUUUCAUGGAUUUAUGAAGCAGUUGAUGGUGUUUGACAGAGCUCUGACUAUCGAUGAGAUCAAUGACGUCAUGAAGUACAACGAAUAUGGACCGUGGAUUGGCCUAAGUGAUCUAACGCAAAACAAGCUAUUUGGCUGGUCAGACGGAACUCACAUCUCUAACUACAUUCCUCUGCCCGCUUACAGCCCAGAUACUGUAGCAGACACUUCUAGUUGUGCSGCAAUGGGAAGAGGUGGCAAGUGGAUGAAUAAAAACUGCAAUGAGAAACGUCCAUUCAUAUGCGAGAAAGCAUUUUACUAAUUCUAAUACUAAAACUAUUUACUAUUCUCGUUUAGAUGAGAAAUCUCGAUAUUUCGAUGGUCAUAAUAAUGUAAUGAAAAAAGUUAAUUACUCAAUUUUUUAAACAACUAGACGCAUAGCUGCGUGAACUCGGGGUUCUGCUUGAAUAUAUUAAAACGAUGAAGUGACAACAAUGAGUGUUG
Molecule: messenger RNA, 1603 nt
Organism: Exaiptasia diaphana
Lineage: Eukaryota; Metazoa; Cnidaria; Anthozoa; Actiniaria; Aiptasiidae
Exons: 7
Coding region: 6-1421 (471 amino acids)
Source: RefSeq, a predicted model, not a curated record